This is a messenger RNA of Aspergillus brunneoviolaceus CBS 621.78, 1677 nucleotides long. It is a transcript of the gene clrD, whose product is annotated as histone-lysine N-methyltransferase Clr4. The coding region runs from base 1 to 1677 and encodes 558 amino acids. The record is from RefSeq and is a predicted model, not a curated record. Gene Ontology annotation, cellular component: nucleus. Lineage: Eukaryota; Fungi; Ascomycota; Eurotiomycetes; Eurotiales; Aspergillaceae. The transcript is spliced from 3 exons. Gene Ontology annotation, molecular function: zinc ion binding; protein binding; histone methyltransferase activity.
AUGUCAGCUAUGUUCAUCGACCUGACAAUAGACUCGGAGUCGGAGGAGUCCAAUCAGACACUAUCUACAAGCGCAGCUUCACUCUCACGCAGCCUGGCUCACCGUGCACUUAAUGUCUCACAGUCAGUGCCGGUGAAGAGAAGAAAGUCUGACACAAAAGAUGCAUUGUCUGCUCUAGCGGUGUCAAAAUUCUUUGACAGGUCGAGCCAUCAUGAGCCAGGGCGGCGUGUCUCCUCCCAGCCUGAGCCGAUCAGACCAAGCUCAAGACGAAGCAUCUCAAGCCAAGAGGCCCAGGGCGUUGAACGCAGACAGAGUCCACGACGCUUCAGCGCCUGGCCAGCCACUGCUCCUUCUGCCCUUCGUUCAGUAACCCCGGACUCUUCAUCAGCUUCUACCCCCCAUUCCACCAUCCCAGAUGUCCUCAUUCCUACCCCGUCAUCUCGCCAGUUGAAGUCUGAACUCCGUGAAUUCAGCAGCAUCAACGGCCGUGCAUCAUCAUCAUCGUCCUCAUCAUCCCACGCAUCCAGACCAACCCCUCCCCUCCAACCCCCCACAGCCCUCUCGCAGACCUACUACCCGACAGACGCCUACCAAAGGAAAGCCAUCAAGGGCGCUUACCCCAAGGCGAAGAAGGUCAAGCGAGCCGACACGCCCCUGGUCCUCGGCACCCCGGGCCCGCUGCUGACCCGACCCCCCAACGUCCGGCACCAGACGCACAAGACGAUGGAACGCAAGCUGCGGGCCAUCCGGGGACCCGAGGUCACCUACGAUCCGGCCGCAGAGUCCCGCCUGGCGGACUUCAUCAUGAACUUCGAGUUCGUCAACACCAACCCGCUGCGCAAGGGCGUGGUCCCCGUGUCCGAGGAGUUCAACGCGGGUUGCACCUGCGUCGGGGCGUGCAAUCCGGAGAUCUGCCUGUGCCUGUCCAAGGAGGAGGACGAGAGCAACACGAACAUCGUGCCGUACCGGAGAGCCCUAGACGACCCGCACAUGAUGGUGCUGAAGCCGGAGUUCCUGACACGCAAGGCCAUGAUCUACGAGUGCAGUGACCGGUGUGGGUGUAAUGCGGGAUGUUGGAAUCGCGUGGUCCAGAAUGGACGUACCGUGCGGUUGGAGAUCUUCUACACCGGGGACCGUGGGUUUGGCCUCCGCUCACCAGACCGUAUCCGCGCCGGCCAAUUCAUCGACUGCUACACAGGCGAAGUGAUCACCACCGCGGCCGCCGACCUCCGUGAAGCGGCUCACACAGCGCACGGCGCAUCCUACCUCUUCAGUCUCGAUUUCUUGAACGGCCAGUACGAAGACUAUGAGGAGGACUCCAACGACGACGACGACGAAGCCACCGAGUCCGGCUGCAAGUACGUGAUCGACGGGCGUAACUUCGGCGGCCCGACUCGCUUCAUCAACCACUCGUGCAACCCGAACUGCCGCAUGAUCCCUGUCUCCCGCAACCACGCCGAUCGAGACCUGUACGAUCUGGCCUUCUUUGCCUUGCGCGAGAUCCCGCCGUACACGGAAUUGACCUUCGACUAUAACCCCGGGUCCGAGGGCGGCGGCGGCGGCUUCGUCAAGGGCGCCAAGAUCGAUCCCAGCGCGGUGCGGUGUCUCUGCGGCGAGGCGAACUGUCGGGGCCAGUUGUGGCCGAAUCAGAGGAAGAAGGGGGUUGCGGUGAGAUGA